AUGGAUGAGCGCAUUGUCUUAAAUGUGGGUGGUACACGCCAUGAAACUCAUCAGGCUACGUUAAAGAAAAUUCCGGCUACACGUCUUUCACGUCUAACACCAGCUCUCGCUAACUUUGAUCCGUUGCUCAAUGAAUAUUUUUUUGACCGCCAUCCAGUCGUAUUUGCUCAAAUAUUAAAUUAUUACCGCACUGGUAAAUUGCACUACCCUACCGAUGUCUGUGGUCCAUUAUUCGAGGAAGAACUGGAAUAUUGGGGUCUUGAUGCAAAUCAAGUUGAGCCAUGCUGUUGGAUGACCUAUACUCAGCAUAGAGAUACACAAGCAACACUUGCAGUUCUGGAUACUUUAGAUACAGAUUUUAGUCGGGAUGAAGAUCUCGAAACACGUGAACACAGUAUGAUGAAGAAGUUUGGCUGGGAGGAAGAUUAUUAUAAGGGUAGAGUUACUUACUGGAUGAAGGCGAAAUCAAAAGUAUGGGCAUUAUUUGAUGAGCCUUACUCUUCUCAGCCUGCUAAGAUAAUUGCAGCGAUAUCAGUCUGUUUUAUUAUAAUCAGUAUGGUAUCAUUUUGCAUGAAAACACAUCCUGCUUUUCGUAUUGCCGUACUAUCAUUUAGUAAUAUCAGUGAUAAUUAUAUCAGAGUUCAGAAAACAUCAACCGAACCUCAUCAUAUUUUCAGCCAAAUAGAAUAUUUGUGUAAUUUAUGGUUCACGUUUGAAAUACUCGUAAGAUUUGUAUUUUGUCCAAAUAAAUGGCAUUUUCUCAGAUCCCCUAUCAAUAACAUUGAUUUAAUUGCAACGCUUAGUUUUUACGUUGAUAUUGUAUUAGUAAGAGUUUUCGAAGAAGAAGCGCCUAAAGAUGUUGUAGAAUUUCUUUCAAUGAUACGUAUAUUACGUUUGUUCAAAUUAACGCAACAUCAUCGAGGCUUACAGAUUCUCAUUCAUACCUUUCGUGCAUCUGCAAAAGAACUCAUUCUACUUGUAUUUUUUCUUAUCCUUGGCAUUGUGAUAUUUGCAGCUUUAGUAUACUACGCUGAAAAAUUGGAAAAUAAUCCUAAUAACCAAUUUGUUAGCAUACCUCUUGGCCUUUGGUGGGCAAUUUGUACAAUGACAACGGUAGGUUACGGUGACAUGACGCCACAAACUACACUUGGACGUUUAGUAGGAAGUUUAUGUGCUGUUAUGGGUGUUCUAACUAUUGCACUCCCAGUACCUGUUAUUGUUAGUAAUUUUGCUAUGUUUUAUUCGCAUACGCAAGCACGUGAAAAAUUACCAAGGCAACGAAGACGUGUAUUGCCAGUAGAACAAGUAAAUUCAUUUUUUACUUCUAAAAUAUACCGCAAUACUACCCUAUAA
Thelazia callipaeda (thelaziosis nematode) is the source of this 1353-nucleotide messenger RNA. The record is from the annotation of a GenBank genome assembly. NCBI's taxonomy places the organism in Eukaryota, Metazoa, Nematoda, Chromadorea, Rhabditida, Thelaziidae.